GAGUGAGAGUUGACAGCCCUGUUAUGAAUAGCAACCUUCAGACUUCAUCUUGCAUGAUGAAUAUUGGACCUAUUUAUUAUGACUGAGCUCCGGUCUGGAGAACUAGUAUACCCCGAGUAUACCCAACAAAUCUAGCAACUUGCGUACAGUGAAUGAAACGACUGUCCCAUUAGACUACCACCGUGCGGUGAACGUUUACCGAACGACCACAGCUACUGAGCUAGCUAGCUAGGGCUCCGGCGCUGGAUGUGGCCGGCGCGGGACGUGGCCGGCGUGGAGCGAGCGCUGGCGAUGGCCGUUUAGCAGCAUAGCAGACGGGGUUUGCAGAACUCGGGAUUCGAAAUAGCUGAUGAAAAGGUACACGACAUUUCUACCCAUCUAACACAGAGAUGGCAGCGCCCGUUCCUAAGUUUUGGAAACCAGGAACUGCUGCUCCCGGGGAAGGCUUGAAAGAGGAGAGAUCUGGCAGUGGGAGUGGGGAGGGAGAGACUCAGUGUGUCGUAUUCAACCAGUAUGUAUCUCUCUCAAUAGAACAACAGAGACAGAGACUGCCAGUAUUUAAGCAUCGGAACCAUAUCCUGUACCUGCUAGAGAAGUACCAAACCUUGGUUGUUGUAGGUGAGACAGGAAGCGGAAAGAGCACCCAGAUACCACAGUAUCUUGUAGAAGCAGGUUGGGGAGCCGAAGGUCAUGUCAUAGGGGUCACUCAACCAAGGAGAGUUGCUGCUGUUACAGUAGCCCAGAGAGUUGCAGAAGAGAGAGGGGCCAUUGUUGGCCAUGAGGUUGGGUAUGCCAUUCGCUUUGAAGAUUGUACCGAUCCACAGUCCACCAAGAUCAAGUUUAUGACAGAUGGGUACCUGCUGAGAGAAAUGAUGAGAGAUCCCCUCUUAAAGAGAUACAGUGUGUUGAUGCUUGAUGAAGCCCACGAGAGGACCCUUUUCACAGACAUCAUUGUCGGGCUGCUGAAGAAGAUCCAGAGGAAGAGACCUGAACUCAGAAUCAUCAUUGCCUCGGCUACCCUCGAUGCAGAAGCGUUCAGGGACUUCUUCAAUAACAAUACCAGCAAGGAUAAGAUGGAGGAUACUGCAACUGUUCUCACUGUCGAAGGAAGAACUUACCCAGUCGACAUACUCUACUCCACAAGUCCUGUCCCAGACUACCUGAAGGCCAUGGUCGAGACCAUCAUGAAGAUUCAUAAAUCAGAACCAACUGGUGACAUCCUUGCUUUCCUUCCGGGUCAGGACGAGGUUGAGAAUGUCCUUAGAAUGGUCAUAGAUCAAAUCCGAGGACUACGAGACAGCUCCAUGAAGAUGAUGGCGCUGCCUAUGUAUGGCAGUCUCCCUGCCAAGGAUCAGAUGAGAGUCUUCGAACGUGUUGGCAAAAACACCAGGAAGGUUGUCAUAGCAACCAACAUCGCAGAAACAUCCAUCACUAUCAAUGGGAUUGCGUAUGUUAUUGACGGUGGUUUCGUCAGGAUCAAGGCAUUCAAUGCCAAGAAUGGUGUAGAGGGUCUUGUCACCGUUCCUGUGUCGCAGGCAUCGGCCCAACAGAGGGCUGGCAGGGCUGGGCGUGUCAGAUCGGGGAAGGCCUAUAGACUCUACACGGAAGAAGACUUCAAGAAACUACCCAAGACAACCGUGCCAGAAAUGCAGAGGAGCAACCUUGGUACGGCAAUCCUCCAGUUGAAGUGUCUUGGGAUUGACAACGUCCUGCGCUUCCCAUUCCUCUCGCCUCCAUCCUCCAAGGCCAUGGUGAGAGGGCUGGAGCUGCUCUAUGCCCUGGGUGGUCUCACUGACCAUGCCAAGCUCUCCGAACCCCUAGGGGUCAGGAUGGCCGAACUACCGGUCAAUCCCAUGUUGGCCAAGAUGCUACUUGUAUCGGGGGAGUUUGGUUGCUCAGAAGAGAUACUCACUGUUGCUGCAAUGCUGCAAGUCAACAAUGUAUUCCAGUGUCCUGCCAACCAAAGAAAUGCAGCUGAAAGAGCUAAAAGAAAGUUUGGAGUGAAGGAAGGAGAUCACCUGACAUUAUUGAAUGUCCAUGAAGCAUUCCUGAAGUACAAGAAGAACUCAAGAUGGUGUCGAGAAAACUUCUUGAAUUACAAAGCCCUCUGUAGAGUGGUUGUGGUCAGGGAACAACUGAAGAAACUCCUCAAGAAGUUCAAGGUCAAGAUGGUGUCAAGCGAGGGCGAUGCAGAUACUGUACUCCGCUGCAUUGUAGCUGGUUUCUUCCCCAACGUCGCUCAUUACCACCCCAGCGGGGAGUACAAGACGAUACGAGACGACUUUCCUCUUCACAUCCAUCCAUCUUCUGUCUUGUACACUGAACCUCCUCCAACAUGGGUGGUAUAUAACGAGGUUCUCCAGACCAGUAAAGACUACAUGCGAGAUGUAACAGUGGUAGAAUCAUCAUGGCUGUAUGAGUUAGCUCCCCACUUCUACCAAUUUGGAACAGACAAUGAAAUAGCUGCCAAACGCCAAAAGACUGAGAGGUGACACAGGGACAGCUAGUGCCUGAACUUAAGAAAAAUCAAGACUUUUAAGAGGGAUAAUUCUAUAUGUGAUGAUUACGAGGGUGAUUUCAAAGACUUUACCCUUGGAGAAAAGACUACUAAGAUGUGAUGUCACAUUUGGCGCAAAUACUCACUGCUGAAUGAUACGCGCCGUAUAAGCUCAAACAACAACACAGGCAUUCUUCCCAGUGGCAACGUAUUGUACACAUUGUUUGUCUAACAUUGCAGUGGUUGCUUAGUAUGUAAGCACAGAUGCAAAUCUGACACUAUACAAAUUACACCAUGGCGAGAGUGAAGACUAAAACUCUGAACUUUCUGUCUGUGUAGAGGCAGCCACAGUACAUGAGUGAAUCUAGUCUCACUAGAUCAGACUCUACAUCAUGCACUUUGUGGAAACAAUAGGUCUGUGCCUAAAGACUAGUGGUUAAAGGUGAUACAAGGCCAUGGCUCUAAAUCACUUAUGUCUGGUGCAAGGAUUUGUUACAUGGAACCAUCACUAUGCCAAAGCAAGACUGCAAAGCCAUCACUUUGGUACUCCAGUUAUACCCGUCUGCAUUAGUCCAGCUGCCAAUAGGCCUUAUGCAUAUGUCAUAAUCUGAUAGCGCCCUCCUUUAGAGGACAUAGUGAUAUACAUAAACAGAGUGGCAAAUGUAGAUUGUCUUGCCGAAUGUACCAGUAGUACUACUGUGGGAUUUGAACCCUGAACCUUCCCUUGUUCACUGACCAAGAGCUUAUCUGUGAACAAGGGAAGGUUCAAUGUUUUCUUGCAGUAAUUGCUUCUUGUCAUUGUUUAUUGUAGUUAAAUGACACCUUUUUUCAGACAAAGGUAACCAGCAAACAGUGAAUGCUAAAGCUUUUCUUAGAAUAUGCAGCCAAGGCUUCCACACAAAAAAGUGGCCAACCAGGUUAGUCACGGUUACUGUCAAGACCAAAGUAGCCAAUUGGGCUUGUUACGGCUAUUUUUCCAGAAAAAAAAAAGGUUGCCAAUAACUUAAUAAGGCCCUUUGAGGCUAUUUUUGCAGACAAAAGUACCUAACAUUGCUCGUGAAGACUUACAUUGUUGUAUUAUUGAAGUUGUUUCUCCCCUAUUGCUUUUAAUAGUACUGAGGACGACAAAUAAAUUAACGUGAAUACA
Messenger RNA from Lytechinus variegatus (green sea urchin), 3644 nucleotides. RefSeq names its product probable ATP-dependent RNA helicase DHX35 (gene dhx35). The record is from RefSeq and is a predicted model, not a curated record. Gene Ontology annotation, cellular component: catalytic step 2 spliceosome; intracellular anatomical structure. NCBI's taxonomy places the organism in Eukaryota, Metazoa, Echinodermata, Echinoidea, Temnopleuroida, Toxopneustidae. Gene Ontology annotation, molecular function: ATP binding; RNA binding. The coding region runs from base 390 to 2492 and encodes 700 amino acids. The transcript has 17 exons.